Molecule: messenger RNA, 432 nt
Organism: Paramecium sonneborni
Lineage: Eukaryota; Ciliophora; Oligohymenophorea; Peniculida; Parameciidae
Source: the annotation of a GenBank genome assembly
AUGUUAAGGGAAAAAGUUUUGCUAAAAGUUGAGUAAUUGCAAAAAAAGUAAAGAGAAGAUAAAUUUUAAGUUAAUUAAUUAUUACAUAUUUUAUAGUUAAAAAGAAGAUUCAAUAUUCCCAUUCAAUAAGUUUUAGAUGAAAUAAAAUAGGAUUAAAGUCUAAUUAUUGAUUUGUUAUACAGUAAUCAUAAAUUGACAGAAAAAGCGUAUAAAUGACAUGUAUUUAGACCAAAUUAUGGAAUUAUUGAUUGUUUACUUAGUAAUUGCAAUUCCAACUCAGCAUGUCUAUAAUUAUUAGCCCUAAUUAUUUUGAGGUUUUAUAUAAAAUAAUUUUAAAUUAGAGACAAAAAUUAAGUAGUUUUGGAGUACCUUCAAGAUAAAGAAAUUACUUGUUAAAUGAUUAAGUAAAUUAUUUUAAGAAUUAAAAAUUGA